Acanthamoeba castellanii str. Neff is the source of this 1932-nucleotide messenger RNA. Its product is annotated as mitogen-activated protein kinase kinase kinase. The coding region runs from base 1 to 1932 and encodes 643 amino acids. Gene Ontology annotation, biological process: intracellular signal transduction; regulation of MAPK cascade; protein phosphorylation. NCBI's taxonomy places the organism in Eukaryota, Discosea, Longamoebia, Acanthamoebidae. Gene Ontology annotation, molecular function: ATP binding; protein serine/threonine kinase activity. Gene Ontology annotation, cellular component: cytoplasm. The record is from RefSeq and is a predicted model, not a curated record. The transcript is spliced from 13 exons.
AUGGAGUACUGUGCGGUCGGCAGUAUAGCCGGAAUGCAAAAGUAUGGAAUUCGUUUCUCGGAGCUUCAGUUGGCUUCGAUCAUCACGUCGGUCCUACACGGUCUCGCCUAUCUUCACACCAUGGGAGUUCCCCAUCGUGAUCUCAAGUGCUCCAAUAUACUCAUGAACGAGCUCGGCGAUGCCAAGCUAGCCGAUUUCGGAAUGCCGUAUCUCUGGAUGCGAACGUUGAUGAAGGCCCAGGGCAUCACUCCCUCGCCACUCUGGCUAGCGCCCGAAGUGUACGCGGGAGAGACGUUCAACCAAGCCGCCGACAUAUGGUCGCUGGGGAUAACUGUGAUAGAGAUGGCCGACGGACAGCCGCCUUAUGCGACAGAGGAGCCCAUGCGGGAUCCCUCCAAGUGGUCACCCGCCUUCCUCGAUUUCAUUAGCCAAUGCCUUCAGAAGGACCCCACGAAACGACCAUCGGCCCGAGAAUUACUGCGGCACGACUUCUUCAACGACUACGACAGCAGGCGAAGCGAAGAGGCGGAGAAUCGCGCGCAGAUGGCACAGCCUCAGGUCUCUGCGGACAUGGCCAACCCUGAGGUCGCACCGACAGAAGAGAUGCAAAAGGACACGAAACGGCUCUCGAGACAACUCAACGAAGGAAAGGGAAAGAGAAUGUCCAGGGAGGUGCUCUCGAAUAUUGUGCACUACGUGCGGAAUGAACUGAACAUCGGCAACCAAAAGGAGAAGGAGAAGGAACAACAACAACAACAGCUGUUGCCCUCCGUGGUCGAACCAGAAGAGGAACCCAGCAUCAUCGAAGCCGACUGCGAGACUACAUACACCGCCACAGAUGAAGGGCACGAAUAUGACGAAGACACCUCGAUAUUAUCAUCAACGGACAGUUCGUCUCUGUCGAGCAGCGGCGAGCUGUCGCCGACGUCGUCGCCACCAUCGGCCGCGACCACGAUCCUCCCCGCGCAGCGCAUGCUGGUCGACGACUCGCGGCUGCAGCCGAGCGAGUUCUGCCCGCCCUACUCCUCCUCCGCGCCAGCACCGUUCCUGCCCAUCCGCAGCGCGUGGCGCGAGGAGUACGACAAGGCCAAGGAGGACAACCGGCGGGCCACUGUCGGCCUCUUAGCCGAUGAGCCUCGGUCGCCAAUCGACCCCGAGAAUGAGGAGAGAAUGCUCAACUCGAUGACGGAAUCGGGACGAAUGCGCAAGAGGCCCAUAAGGGCCGACGACGCGACCCCGACGGGCUAUAUCACUCCCAACAGCGCGAAGAAAGAAGUCUCAUUCGCCACGGAGAGACGGGAGAACGAGGCCGACAAGAGAAGGGAAGUGGAAAAAGCGCUCAACGGCCUGACGUCGGCCCGACAGACGAGGCGUAGUGGAGGAGCAGUUGGAGGUGAUGGUGGCAGCUACAGCAUCUUCGACCGAAACACGCCAGAGGGCGGCGAGGCCAGAGGGGCCGAGGAGGAAGUCGUCUACCAGCCACAGGAAGACCGAAGCACUAUGGAGCACUAUCUCAACCUCUCCAUCAUCAACGUCGUCAACGAGCUGUUGAGCUGGAAGUCCAGGUGCCAGCAACUUGAAAUGGAGAUGAUCAUGGAGAAGCAGAAGCAGAGCCAGCUCAUCCAGCAGUCACAGCAGCUCCUGCAGUACCUGCUCUCGUCACAGCUGCCCUCGGCCACGCUCACCUCGCCCCACCCGCCCGUCGGGGGCUCGCCCGUGAUGCCCACCCGCGCCGGCGUGGGCUCGACGCCCGCCUCCCCGGCCGGCUACUACCCGACCCCGUCGGCCCAGGGGUUUCCGCCGAUCCAGCUGGCUCGGUCCACCACGCCCACCAACAUGGCCACGCCACCACAGCCGGCCGUGACUCGGGCGUCGGCGGCCGACCGGGACAAGCGGAGGCGCUCCACCUCGUCUGUACAGCAGAACUGGUGA